Messenger RNA from Rhinolophus ferrumequinum (greater horseshoe bat), 3531 nucleotides. RefSeq names its product interleukin 17 receptor A (gene IL17RA). Bases 143 to 2716 code for a protein of 857 amino acids. Gene Ontology annotation, molecular function: interleukin-17 receptor activity. The record is from RefSeq and is a predicted model, not a curated record. The transcript is spliced from 13 exons. Lineage: Eukaryota; Metazoa; Chordata; Mammalia; Chiroptera; Rhinolophidae.
GCGUCCCGCCCCUUAGCUGGGGUGGAAGCCGGAAGCAGGCGAAGUCGGCCGACUCGGGACGGCGGGGCCCAGGGAAGCCCGGGUGUUCGAUCGCUGCGCCCCCAGCCCCGGGCGGCGCGCCCCGCCACAGUGCCGCGGGGCCAUGGGGGCUCCGCGCCACCGACCGCCGGUCGUCCCGGGGCCCUCGUUGGGGCUGCUUCUACUGCUCCUGAGCGGGCCGGCCCCGGGUCGCGCUUCCCCGCAGCUCUUGGACCACCCGGCACCUGUCUGCUCCCAGCAGGAGCUAAACUGCACGGUCAAGACUAGUACCUGCCUGGCUGACAGCUGGAUCCAUCCUCGAAACCUGACCCCCUCAUCCCCCAAAGAUGUCCAAGUUCAGCUGCACUUUGCCCACACCCAACGUGGAGACCUUGUCCCUGUGGUUCACAUCGAAUGGAUCCUGCAGACGGACGCCAGCAUCCUCUACCUGGAGGGCGCAGAAUUAUCUAUUCUGCAGCUGAACACCAAUGAGCGUUUGUGUGUCAAGUUUGAGUUCCUCUCCAAGCUGCGGCAUCAUCACCAGCGGUGGCGUUUUACCUUCAGUCACUUUGUGGUAGAACCUGGCCAGGAAUAUGAGGUGACCGUUCACCACCUGCCCAAGCCCCUCCCUGACGGGGACCCCAACCACAAGUCCAGGAACUUCCCCGUGCCUGACUGCAAGGACCCCAGGAUGAAGCACACAACACCAUGUGUGAACUCAGGCAGCCUGUGGGACCCCAACAUGACCGUGGACACCCGGGAAGCCCAUCAGCUGCGGGUGAGCUUCACCCAGUGGAGCGAACCUACCCGUUACCAGAUCCUGCUCAGCAGUUCCCCACGCACAGAGAACCAGACAUGUUUCCAGCACAUACUGAAUAUACCUGCGUCCACAGGAGAGGACGUCCACCAGCGGUCCAACGUCACAUUCACCCUACCAAACAUUGAUUGGUGCUGCCGCCACCAAGUGCAGAUUCAGCCCUUCUUUAGCAGCUGUCUGAAUGACUGCCUCAGACACCCCAUGACGGUCCCCUGCCCAGAACCUUCUACUCCAGACCGGAUUGUAGGCUACAUACCCCUGUGGGUGUAUGGGUUCAUCACCGGCAUCUCCAUCCUACUGAUAAGCUCCGUCAUCCUGCUGGUCCUCUGCAUGACCUGGAGGCUGUCUGGGUCUCAUCAUGAAAAAUAUGGCGAUGACACCAGAGACACAGAUGUCCUACCCACCACUGGCCUGACGCCCCCUCCCCUGAAGCCCAGGAAGGUCUGGAUUAUCUACUCCGCCGACCACCCCCUCUACGUGGAUGUAGUCCUAAAGUUCGCGCAAUUCCUGCUGACCGUCUGUGGCACUGAAGUGGCCCUUGACCUGCUGGAGGAGCAGGUCAUCUCAGAGGUGGGGGUCAUGACCUGGGUGGGCCGCCAGAAGCAGGAGAUGGUAGAGAGCAACUCCAAGAUCAUUAUCCUGUGCUCCCGAGGCACCCGGGCCAAGUGGCAGGCCAUCCUCGGCUGGGAGCAGCCGGUUGUCCAGCUUCGAUGUGACCACAGGAAGCCCGCGGGGGACCUGUUCACAGCGGCCAUGAACAUGAUCCUCCCAGACUUCAAGAAGCCAGCCUGCUUCGGCACCUACAUCGUCUGCUACUUCAGUGAGAUCAGCAGUGAGCGCGACAUCCCUGAGCUCUUCAACAUCACUUCCAGGUACCCACUCAUGAACAAAUUCGAGGAGGUUUACUUCCGGAUCCAGGACCUGGAGAUGUUUGAACCUGGCCGGAUGCACCGUGUUGGGGAGCUCACAGGGGAGAACUACCUGCAGAACCCCAGCGGCUGGCAGCUCAGAGAAGCCGUGGGGAGGUUCCGGGAGUGGCAGACUCGGUACCCUGACUGGUUUGAGCGUGAGAAUCUCUGCUCGGCAGACGACCAGGACCUCACGUCCCUGGACGAAGAGGUGUUUGAAGAGCCACUUCUGUCACCAGGAAAAGGAAUUGUGAAGCAAAAGCCAGUGGUGCGGGAGCCUGGACCUGAGGGUCUCCUGGUGGUAAAUCUGCUUGGCGCUGAGGACGGGCGGGGAGUGUCCACACUGCAACCUCAGCUUAUGGUGGCGCAGCCCCUCCAAACCACGGUGCUGCCGGUGAUCGUGGGCCCUCCCGCUCAGGCCCAGGCCGUGGAGCCUGUCUCCCAUGCUGUCGGGAGCUGCGCAGCCCUCCGGUUGGCCAUCGUGGAGGGAGGCGAGGCCUGCCCGCUGCUAGAGGGCUGCGGUCCUCGGAGGAACAGUGUCCUUCUCCCCGUGGACUCGGAGGCCCCGCCUGUCUGCAGCACCCUGACGGCAUCGCCCCACCACCUCCCCGAGCGGGGCAGGGAGCAGCUGGAAAGCUUGAUGCUGUCACUCUUCCAGCAGAGUCUGAGCUGCCAGGAGGGGUGGGAGAGCCCGGCCGCGGCCAUGGGAGACCCGGACUUGCCCUACGAGGAGGAGCAGCGGCAGUCGGUGCAAUCCGACCAGGGCUAUAUCUCCAGGAGCUCCCCGCAGCCCCCUGAUGGGCUUAUGGAAAUGGAGGAAGAGGAAGAAAAGCAGGACCUGGUUAAGGCGGCCAAACAGCUCUCCCCUGAGGCCCUGGAGAGCCUGAGAAGCCUCCAGCGACAGCUUUUCUUUCAAGAGAUUCGGAAGAACUCUGGCUGGGACGGUGUGGAGCCAGAAGGGCCGGUGGCAUAGAGCCUCCCAGACCCAGAGCAUUGUAGAAGGGAGUAUGUGUGUACGUGGGUGUACACGUGUGUCUGUAUAUGUGUAUGUGUAUAUAUUCAUGUGUGAAAUGGUACCUUUAAAACGUAGACAUCUUGAUUCUGAUGCCUGGGCAUCCCUCUUAAUUUUUCUUUUUGUGACUGGUCAUCUUCCAUCCCCACAAAAAUCUACAGCCCAUUCCCAGGAGCUAGUGGCCAUGUCCUUGAGUGUCCAUCAUUCAUUUAUUCACUCAACAUUUAUUUUGCACCUACUAUGUGCCAGACAUCUGAGAUACGAAGAUAAAUUGUACCUGGCAUUGGCCCUGCCCACCAAGGAGCUUAACACCUAGUGAGAGCAACAGAUUAACAAAUAGAGGAGGUCGUGCAAGAUGGAAAGGCUGAGCAGAUGCCUGUCCAGGGCUAUGCAGACACCCAGAAGGGACACCUGGCCCAGGGAUAGAUUCCUGGAGGGGGUGAUAUAUGAGCUGAAGGAGAAGCUAGUUUCCCUGGGCCAAGAGAUUGUGGUUGGAGGAGGCACCAGUCCCGGGGAGGCAGCAUGUGGGGUAAGGUCUGGGAGAUGAGUGGGAGCUGGGCCCAUCAGCAAACUGCAGGAUGGGCCUGAGAGGAAGGAGGGAGGCAUAAGAGAUGGGGUGAAGACAUAACCAAAGCCCAGGCUGGGAGUUGGGACAUCAGCCCGAAGGCCUGGGACCCCUUGAAUAUGAGGAGCUGUUGCCCUGCAGAGGAGGCUGAGGGCCAAACAUACCUGGAAGCCACCUCAGCUCAUUUUGGAAAGAGACAGGGUCGAUAUCG